Venustampulla echinocandica is the source of this 1761-nucleotide messenger RNA. RefSeq lists its product as uncharacterized. The coding region runs from base 1 to 1761 and encodes 586 amino acids. NCBI's taxonomy places the organism in Eukaryota, Fungi, Ascomycota, Leotiomycetes, Helotiales, Pleuroascaceae. The record is from RefSeq and is a predicted model, not a curated record. The transcript has 2 exons.
AUGGAAACCCCAAUUCGACCAUCGCCAGACUCGGUUGCUUCUGGCUCAUCCCUCAGCUCUGCUUUCUCAGACCUGAGUAUCUUUGAUAACGACUCGAUCAGCCCAGCAACGCCAGCCACACCUGCAAUGUCCAACCCAGGCUACUUCCCAUCGUCGAAAAAGACUAAUAACAAUAGCAUAUAUAAACUCCCAUCCCAAAAGCAGAGUAUGGCGUGGAGGCAAACGGGUGGCUUAUAUGGCAAAUCUGCAUCAUCGCCUCCGACGCGAAUGGCACAAUCUCGAGUCAGUUCAGCUCAGGCAAUAUACCAGAACACCGGAGAGCAGUCACUUGAUGACCCCAUGGAAGAUAUUACGGCCAAGCUUGGAACUUUAACUCUUGGCGACAACUUGGGCCUGAGCAAGGAACUGGCCAAUUCUCCGUCAUUCAAGAAGUCAAGGAAAGUCAUGCUACGAACGGGCCAGGUCAAGCCUACACUUUCCCCUCCUAUAAUAGCCAUUGAUGAAGACGAACACCAAAGCACACAUGUUUCAACAUCGCAGCCAGCGUUAUCAUUGGAUGUGACUACGGAGGACGGCGUCGGUGCCAAAGCCCGGGAAGUACAGGACUCCAACACUUUGAGUCCUGAUGAUACAGGGCACCUGCAAAAAGUCCCAGCCCCACCUCGUUUAGAAGGCAGCUCUACUGCCAGAACUGGCCUCCACGGUUUGGGCUUCCAGAAGGUCCUUCCAGCCACCUCUAUCGACCCAAUGGGGAGCGCUAUAAAGAUGGCCGCAGAAUCUGGUGCUAACGGGGACAAUGUGCCUUCCACAAAGUUGCUUCCAUCUAUCGAAGGGAUACCAGAGAACCUAGCAUCAGAGGAGCCAAAACCACAGGAACCAACCCCAGUGAAUACGACCUUAGUAUCGCCCAAUGAAGAGCCAACCGCACGGACCCCAGAACAAGAUUUGGAGCAAGCCCUCGAAAAAGAAUUUCCGGACUUCGAACCUUUCAACAAGAUAAAAACAACUGGUAAUGGCAUCAAACUUAAGAUACUCGAGGUAGUCCUCAACCGUGAAGACCGGAGAAAAAAGGCGAAGAAUACAGCAAGUCCGUCAUCCGACUCAUCCAGCAACCCUACCGGAUAUAUCUAUGUCUUCACAUCUCCAUCCACUCCUAAGUACAUGAAAAUUGGGAAAACGCUGCUAGAUCCAGAUAAACGUAGAUGUCAAUGGGCUAGACAGUGCAAGUUUACUGCCACGCGCAUCGAUGAUCCUAAUGGCAAGAAAUUCACAUAUUAUUCAAUGGUAGAAAGGCUGGUUCAGUUGGAGCUUGCCAAUGAACGGAGAAAGUUCAAAUGUGGAAAGUGUAAACGAAGACACAUAUUUGAUCAACGGAAGGAGGGAGGCGGCAGGUCGGAGGUUACAGAACAUGGUGAAUGGUAUGAAGUUACCCCGGAGCGCGCUCUAGCGGUCGUUGGGAGGUGGCGGGCCUGGGCAACCAAGGAACCUUAUGCAAACGAUGGAACAUUGAACAACGUGUGGAAGUGGAAAUAUGAUCAAGCGAUGAAAUGCGUGGAGAUGGACUGGGACAAGUGGGCUCGAGGGCAAAUCCGACGACGUAUUCCCGCCUGGGUUCGCACUAGGUGGUUGAAAGACGACGACGAUCAAAAUGUGCUAGUGGAUUGGGACAGAUGGGUCCAGAUUACGUGGGGCGAUCACUUAUCGUUUUCCCUUUAUUGCUUCGACGCGGAGAUGAGAAUCUUUUGGCCCAAGUUCUACUAA